This is a messenger RNA of Xyrauchen texanus (razorback sucker), 5793 nucleotides long. Its product is annotated as trafficking kinesin-binding protein 2-like. Lineage: Eukaryota; Metazoa; Chordata; Actinopteri; Cypriniformes; Catostomidae. The transcript has 16 exons. Gene Ontology annotation, molecular function: GABA receptor binding. Gene Ontology annotation, biological process: neurogenesis; anterograde axonal transport of mitochondrion. Gene Ontology annotation, cellular component: dendrite. The record is from RefSeq and is a predicted model, not a curated record. Bases 206 to 3283 code for a protein of 1025 amino acids.
CGCUCGAAGUGACAGCAGCCGCAUGUGCCAGUUGCGCUCAGAAAACGGAUUUAAAGUGAACUGAAGGUAGAAUCUGGAGUCCAUACAUCUCUGUGGUGUUUUGAUGCAAAACAGGAUGUGACAUCAUCAGUCUUAUGUCUUCUGCUCGUGCAGUUUGGGUAUGAGUGAGGAGCCCCAUCCUCAUUCGCCCAGCUGACCAAUCAGAAUGUUCGAGGUGAAGCCCAUGAGCGUGGUGAAGGAAACUGCUGCGGGAAUAGAUGAGGGCAGUAAGGUGUGUGACAGCAGUUUAAAUGCAUGUGGAGGAGAUUCGUUGUAUCUGUACGAGGGUCAGGACUGGGUCAUCUCACCCUCCUGCUCUCCAGAGGAAACCAGCGCCAUCUCACCCAUGCUGGCAGAGGAAACAUUCCGCUACAUGACAUUUCUAGCUGUGGGUCCCUCCUACACCUCCUCUAAAGUUCUGAGUGCUGAUCGGGUGGAGCAGAUGACCAAGACCUACAAUGACAUCGACGUGGUCACUCACUUACUGGACGAAAGGGAUCGGGAUCUGGAAUUGGCCGCUCGGAUUGGUCAGUCCCUCUUGCAGAGGAAUCACAUACUUCAGGAAAGGAAUGACUCGUUGGAAGAGCAGCUAGCGCAGACCGUAGACCAGGUUCAUCAACUUCAACAUGAAUUGGGAAAGAAGAAUGGACUCCUGCGCAUGGUUGCGAGCGCCAGCGAAGAGAGUGAGACCGACUCCAGUUGCUCCACGCCACUACGCCACCCGCCAACUGCAGGAGCCGCUCUCGCACUCAGCCAGCUGGAGGCGCUACACGCCAAACUACAAGAGCUGGAGGAAGAAAAUUUCUCACUGAGAUCAGAGGCCUUUCAGCUGAAGAAAGAGACAGUCACAUACGAAGAGAAGGAACAAAAAUUGGUGAACGACUGUGUUAAAGAGAUACGUGAGUCCAACAGUCAGAUAGUAAGUCUUGCAGAUGAACUGUCUAAGAAGAAUGAGGAUGUACUGAGACAUCAGGAGGAGAUCACGCAACUCCUCUCACAGAUCGUAGAGCUCCAACACAGAGUCAAAGAGUUGGCGCUUGAGAAAGAGGAGUUGAGAAUUCACCUUCAAGCCUCAAAGGAAGCCCAGCGACAACUCACUGCUGAGUUGAAGGAGCUGGCAGACAGGAAUGCUGAGUGUGUGGGAAUGUUACAUGAGUCUCAGGAGGAGAUCAAGGACCUACAAAGUAAGAACACACCAUCUGCAGGCCUGCGCAGACACAUGUCUUAUGGACUGUACCCAAUGGAUUCUUUGGCAGCUGAGAUUGAGGGCACAAUGAGGAGAGAUAUUAGUGUCGAGGAGGAAAUCGCAUUUCAGGAUCAGAGGUCAUCCCAUAAGCGUGUGUUCCAGACGGUCCGGUCUGUGAAUGAAUCCGUGAUGAGAGCAGCAGCCGCAGUGCUUCUGAUCCCUGGAUCAGCCCGCAGUGGCGUUAUCAUGUCCACAGUGCCCUCUCAAUCACACACUCCAAAUACAGAGGAGGGAGCUGCAGAUCUGGACACCACCAAAGAGAACUCACGCCUGGGUGAGCCUGGCACUCCGGGAGGAAAUGACCUUACGUCUGCCCUACAUCGCCUCUCUCUGCGGAGGCAGAACUUCCUGUGCGAACGACAGUUCUUCCAGGCCGAGAGAGAUCGGAAGCUUCAGGAACUGGUUGCAGCAGAGUCGGAAGGGGGUGGGAGCGCGAGCGGCUGCAGUUCACCAAUGGGAAGCACUGUCUCGUCUUUCACCAACCUAUCAGAAUUUUCUAUCUCCUCGAGCUGUUUCAAGACCUUUCUGCCUGAAAAACUGCAGAUUGUUAAACCAAUGGAAGGUUCUCUGACUCUUCAUCACUGGCAGCAACUUGCUAAACCCCACCUGGCCACUAUUCUCGACCCCCACCCAGGCAUAGUUACCAAAGGUUUCCACCCUCUUCCUCAGGAUGAUGUUUACCACCUGACAGACCUUGAAGAAGAUGAAGACAAGGAGAGGCCACCAUGGGAACAGAAGAGAAAGGGAGAGGAGGCACAGGACGCAAAGCAGAAAGAGGAAGAUGAGGACGAGGAAGAAGGAAUCACAUUUCAUGUGCAGUCAUCGUCCACUCCAGAUGAGAGGAAGGAGAAGAGGCAUGUCCUAACCUCAACUAAUGUCCUGCCUCUUCCAGUAUCCCUCAGGAGCUCCCCACUGCCCAUAGCAACAGCCGUUUCCUUAGCAACAGCAGUUAAUCAGACAGUCAGCUCAGCACCUGCAGUAUCAGGCGCAGCAGCUCCCCAUUUUAAUCUAAAUCUCGGUUCUAAGGUGCCCUCUACAGGUACACAACUGUCUCUGCAGCCACCAUUGAGUUAUUUUAGAGAUUGUGUGACUAGUUUAUUAAUGUGUUUUUCUUUGUGUUUAGGUGUAAAUCCUGGAAAAUAUCAGAGCUCCACCUUUUCCACAUACACUUUUACUACCUGUCGGAUCCUACAUCCUAGUGACAGCACACAGGUUACGCCCAGCACUGUCUGCAGUCUGUCUGUGAGUGACAACACACCGAGUUCUCUUCGGACUGGUCCUAGUACACCCGUCACACCCUGUAGACUGAGUUUGGGUGACUCCUUCCCCAUUCGCCGCCCUGCAGCUCCCCCUGGUGGCCUUGCCAAACUCCUGCUAGAGAAAGGCAUUUCUGCUCAAGGUCCCACUUUUGUGGCGCCGCCUAAAAAGCCUCUUUCUCUACGUCUUCUCCCAAGCACCCCCCCUAACUCACCUUCCCACUCCCCAUGCUCCUCUCCCGUGCCUUUCGAUUCACGAUCCGCCUCGUCUGAAAACUUCCUGGCGUCCCGUCCUGCCGAGCUCUUCCUGCAAGAUGUUUACGGGCUUAAACUCGGCCGUGCCUCAAGAACGGAUCUCUUAAGGCCAGAACGUUCCCCUCAAGAGCAGUCAACCAAACCUGACCGUCAUGGGGUCAACCUUGUUGAGCAUCUUCGUAAGCUAGGCUUGGAUAAAAAAGUGCGCCAGAGGGCAGAUGCUGACGGUGCCCAUGCACUAGAAUCUGCCACAUUCCUUGCAACAGGAGGAGGUAGCUUAUUGGAUGGACUUCGACGUAAUCAAAGUCUCCCUGCCAUGGUUGGUUGCCGUAGUGCAUCCGUCUCCAGUCCAUCCUUUCCUGUCCUGCCCCCACACCCUACUUCCCUGGCCCUUCCCACUCCACCAUGGGGGAACCUGAAUGAACCACGCCCCUCACGUAGACACGCCUCCCUUUCUCAGCCCCCACCCUUUGUGCAUAAUUCAUAAGGCAGCGGGAGUGGCCUCAAACUGUACAAAUUAUAAAUCAGUGGCAUUGUUUUGGUGACUGACUUCAUAUCCUACACAUUUUUAUUUCCCCUCCUGCUUUCCAUAAAUUGAGAGGGAAAGAGGCUGAAAGAAAUUUGAAGAUGAUACUGGGUUGUUUUUAAAAGCACAAUAAUGAAGUAGAUGUGUCUUGUUGCCAUGUUAUUGUUGAAAUGAAGAUUUUAAAGGCCUUAUCAUAGCACUCGAGAGGAAAUACAGACCUCUAAUCCCAUUUUUCCCCUUAAACACCAUUUUUGCAUCUUUGCUACAUGUAUUUCCUCUCUUUAUUUUCAAGCCUUUUGUCCUUUAUUUUGUCUGAUUAACAUAUUGUUAAACCUUAUUUUCUGCCAGUUAACUCAUGGGGCUGUGGAGGCGUGUUUUAGAUGCUUCAGGAAGGAGCAAGUACGUGGAGAUGGUUGAAAGAAGGUAGGAAAGCAGGAAGGAAACAAAGAAUGAUGGAUGUUAAGCAGGAAAGAAAGCAGGACAGACAGAAGUUAGAAAACAGGAAGGAAAGAUAGGAAGCCAGAAGGUAGAAAGUUAAAAAAGCAGGAAGGAAGGAGGCAAGAAAAGAAAAAUCAUGAAGGUAGGAAGGAAGUCUAAAGGAAUGUUAUAAGACUGGAACUAUGAUGGUUUCUGUAAGUUUAUUUUGAAUAUAGUGUCACCUUGAUUUAGUCUCCUGGUGGUUUGCAUGUAGAGCGUCAAAGGUGAAGUGUAUAAAGAAGAUUGGCGUAAUGAACACAGAAAUGAAACUGAAUGGAAUUUAAGAAGUACAAAUAGAAGGUUGCAUCUCCACAGCCUCAUUUUAGGGGUCUUGAUUCAUUCAGAGGUUCUCCAAGUAGUUAAGCCAUCUGUCACACACAACAGAUGGAUAAUACCUUUCAGAUGUUUAGUAGAACAAAACCCUAUCUGUUUUGCAACAUUAUAUCCAGUUGUAGGUGGCAGAUAAAUGUGUAGCUGUCCAACUGAGCCGUUAUGUCCAUAAUUGUGCUAUAAAAUGUUUACGUCAUACAUACUGCCAGCAUGCUAGUGUAUCUGAACUAGCUAUUAAUCAGUUAUCCAAAUCAUGUAUUUAUUCAUUUGCACAGAAUUAAUUGGUUUUCGGUAAAGUUGGUGAAGAAAAGAACAGAUCUGCAACGCUCAGGAUUUUAUUUACUUUGGGUUUGUACAGAUAUUUAAACUACUUGUAACCUUGUUAUAAUAUUCAGGGACUGUGUAUUUAAGGGAAUGAAGUGAUUGGUUCAUAUGUACACUAGAUGUGUGAAAAGGUUCAAAGUGAUGCACACAGAUUUAACACGUUUUGGUUUAACAUGAUUCCAUAUCUGAACCGGAAUGCAAUUGCUCUUUGAUUCCUAUAAUCGUUUUUUUUUUUUUUUAUCUUUACUAGAGUAGGAUACGUGUCAAUUUAAGGUAAUUCUUGAUUGCUAUUACAUCCCUCAAUAAUCCAAAAUACAAUUAAGUUUUAGUGAUAAAAUACACACAACCUUUCUCUUAUCUGACAGGCCAAGAUAACCCCUUUUAUUACAGUACAUGGUCUUGACUUUGACCUUUGAACCCUGAGUGAAUUGUUCAUUGGCCCCAUAUGUGCUUCCUCGUCAUUUUCACUUAUACUUUCCACUAUUUUCUAAUUUUAUGCACUUUUAAUUUUCAACUCUUGUUGUUGUUUUUGUAAAUAGACAUUACCCAUGUUAUCUCUCAAUACAGUAAAACUAGACGCUUAACUUGAGAGUUAAUUAUAUUAUUUACUAACCCAUUUAAUUUAGGAAUGAGAGUUUAAUAUAUAUCAUGUUUUUUAGGUGGAGUUUGAGAAGGGACUCAACUCUCAAAGACCUUGUAUAUGCAUUAAAACCAAAAUUAUUUGUCCAUUAUGUCUGAAUUGUAAUUUUAUAAGCUAAAAUUGUGUGUCUGUGUGGUAAACUGAACUUUUUGUGUUUUGUAGUAAACCUAAUGACAGCACAGGGAAAAUAAAUAAGUCUGCUUUAGAAACUUGUGUUCCAGGUGAGAAAUGUGUGGGCUUUGUUAGAUGCUGACAAACAAGAAUACAAACUAAGCUAAUUGUGACUUAAACCAUGUUUAUUGCAUAAUUUAGGGCUAUCCGUAACCAUUUCGGAUCAAAUCAUACACACUUUUUAGAAUUAUACCAGCACGCCUGCUGCAUAUACUGUAUACAUUAACUGCUUUAUGGUACUACUUAAUGCACAAAUUAAGUUUAAGUAUCAAAGUGUCCUUCCAUCCUGCUGCCAUUCAGGUCAAAGGUUAAUGCUUGAAGAUGAUGUCACACAUUAUGACAUCAAGCACCAAGUUUUUACUUUUGUGCUAAUGAUACUGUUAAUAAAGAGAGUUCUAGUCAGAUGAAAUACAGCAGUAAUCAUGCCCGAUGUGUUUUCCUAUAUAUUUGGAUGCUGUUAGAAUCCUGUGUCAGCAUUGUUCUUUUGCAUUGUUCUUUUUAUUUAAUAAAACAAACAAAAAUCAAUCUC